AUGAUCUUGAUCCAACCCCGUGUUCUUCUACUGCUGCUUCUCCUCGCCGGAGCAGCAGGAACCACUGUUUCUGCCGCCGACGAUGGUUUCUCCUUCCUGUUCGACGAUUCACAGCUUGAUGGUGUACGAGAGAUCCAGUCAGAUGGCCGAGUGGUUCACACCAACGACACCGAGAUGUUCGGUGUCGGUCACACCUUCUACUCUCGCCCUUUCCGGUUCAAAAACUCGACUACCGGCGACGCUUUCUCGUUCUCCACAUCUUUCGUUUUUGGAAUUAUACCGGAAAAUUCUCUUUUCACGUUCCACGGCAUGACUUUUGCGAUUGCUCCGUCGAAAGAAGUGAUUGAGGCAUCCUCUUCGCAGCAUCUCGGACUCUUUAACCGGACCAACGACGGAAACGCCUCAAAUCACGUCGUCGCCAUCGAACUCGACACUUUUAGAAACCUCGAACUUGGCGACAUGGACGGCAACCAUGUGGGUCUUGAUAUAAACAGUAUAGUAUCGGUUUUAGCUGCAACAGCAGGGUAUUACGAAAAUGGAGUUUUUCAAAACCUAACUCUUGCUAGUUCGCGAGAAAUACGAGCUUGGAUCGAUUACGAUGGUGUCAAGAAAACCAUAGAUGUCACACUAGCUCCUCUUCCCCUAAAAAAACCUGAAAAACCUCUCGUAUCUUGGAAGAAAGAUUUAUCUCCUUUUUUACUCGAAGAAAUGUACGUCGGAUUCACUUCAGCGACUGGGGUUCUUCUUCAGAGGUUUUACGUCGUCGGUUGGAGUUUUCAGAUGAAUGGCGAAGCUCAAGAAAUCGAUAUAUCGAAGGUCCCACGCUUACCUCUCAAGAAAAAAUCAACUAAAAAGAAGACAAUGGGUUUAGCAAUUGGGUUAUCUUUAGGUGGAUUACUGGUUCUUUCAUUAAUUUCACUUGUGGCGUUCGUUUUGUUCCGAAGAAGAAAACGUAAAUUCGCAGAAGUUCUUGAAAGUUGGGAGGUUCAAUACGGACCUCACAGGUUUUCCUACAAAGAUCUUUACACCGCCACAAAAGGGUUUAAAGAAAGUGAGCUCCUCGGAAAAGGUGGUUUUGGUCAGGUCUACAAAGGGACAUUGCCGGACAUAGGAGCUCAGGUCGCCGUGAAGAAGAUCUGGCAUGAAUCCGGCCAAGGAAUGAAGGAAUUUGUGGCUGAGAUAGCCACCAUAGGGCGGUUGCGACACCCAAAUUUGGUAAGACUUCUUGGGUAUUGUCGACGAAAAGGCGAAUUGUUUCUUGUAUAUGAUUAUAUGCCGAAUACUAGUUUAGAUAACUUCAUUUUCAAUUCGAAUCCCGAAUCCACUUUAACAUGGAAACAAAGGGUUAAAAUCAUUAUCGAUGUAGCCGAAGCUUUAGCUUAUUUGCAUGAAGAAUGGUGUGAAGUUAUAAUCCAUCGGGAUAUCAAAGCAAGCAAUGUGUUACUAGACGCCGAAUUGAACGGAAAAUUAGGCGAUUUUGGGCUCGCGAGAUUCGGCAACAACAAUGGAACCGAUGCAAAAACGACUCAUUUAGCCGGGACUUUAGGGUACAUAGCACCUGAAUUGGCCCGAAAAGGAAAAGCCACCACCGCAACCGACAUUUUUGCUUUCGGAGCGUUUUGUUUGGAGGUUGUUUGUGGGCGGCGGCCGGUGGAGUUGCAGGGGCGGCAAGAGGCGGUGAUUCUGGUCGAUUACGUGUUGGAUUGUUGGUUUAAGGAGACACUCUCGCAAGCGGUUGACCCGAAACUGAAGGACGAUUUGGAUGUUGAGGAAAUGGAUUUGGUUUUGAAGGUGGGGUUGCUUUGUUCGCACUCCGUUCCGGCGGUGAGGCCGAGCAUGUCGCAAGUUUUGAAAUUUCUUACCGGAAAAGAGCCAUUGCCGGAGGAUUUCGAUACUGUGUUGGAGAUAAGAGAUGACUACUCAGGUCGACUUGGUGAAGCCUCUACGAGUGCUUACUUUUCUCAAAUACAGUACUCAACGGCGUCGGCGCCGAUCACUGAGUCGUUCAUGUCCUCCGGCCGGUGA
Messenger RNA from Lactuca saligna, 2025 nucleotides. The record is from the annotation of a GenBank genome assembly. Lineage: Eukaryota; Viridiplantae; Streptophyta; Magnoliopsida; Asterales; Asteraceae.